This is a messenger RNA of Cetraspora pellucida, 591 nucleotides long. The record is from the annotation of a GenBank genome assembly. NCBI's taxonomy places the organism in Eukaryota, Fungi, Glomeromycota, Glomeromycetes, Diversisporales, Gigasporaceae.
AUGUUAAUACAGAAAACACCCAAGAAAUUUUCUUCAUUAUUUCAAUCCUCGGCUACCAUACUCUCUAUCUUAUUUAUCAUUUCAUCAUUAUUUCAACAAGUAAAUCCACAUAUAAUUUCAGAUUCAGAUGAAUCAAUUUCGGAUAUAAAUCAAAUGUUAAUACGUCGUCAGCCAAAACAUCCCAGAAAACGUCCAACUCAGCAAAAAAAUAUUUGUGAAGCUGAAUGUUGGGCUGCUUUAUCUGUGAUUGGAAUUCUUGUAUUAUUUUGUUUAACUUGUAUUAUACAUGAUUAUGUGGUACGAAAACGAAGAAGAAGAUUGGAUGCCAUAAGGAAGGCUGCCGAAUUAGAAAGCGUAACAAUUGCUAAUCUAUUUUCGGAAAAAUCAAAUGGCAGAGAGAUGUCGAGAGAUCAACAAAUGAGAAAUAUUAGGGCUGUAAUGAGACAAAUGAAACAAAAAGGUGAAAAAAGCGAAACUUUAGUUGGUGAUGAAUCGGUUGAGGAUACCGCAAGUGAGGAUGACCCAAAAACUCCAGACGAUCAAAUGUUACCUGGAUUUGAUAAAGGAAAACGAAAGGAAAUUAUGGAUUAA